Volvox carteri f. nagariensis is the source of this 471-nucleotide messenger RNA. RefSeq names its product histone H2B (gene hstH2B-9). The transcript has a single exon. The record is from RefSeq and is a predicted model, not a curated record. Gene Ontology annotation, biological process: nucleosome assembly. Gene Ontology annotation, cellular component: nucleosome. Bases 1 to 471 code for a protein of 156 amino acids. Gene Ontology annotation, molecular function: structural constituent of chromatin; DNA binding; protein heterodimerization activity. Lineage: Eukaryota; Viridiplantae; Chlorophyta; Chlorophyceae; Chlamydomonadales; Volvocaceae.
AUGGCUCCCAAGAAAGAUGAGAAGGCUGCCGCGCCAGCUGCUGAUGCUCCCGAGGUGAAGGUUGAGGCCAAGCCCAAGAAGGCGAGGGUCCCCAAGAAGGAGAAGAAGGCGCCGGCCAAGAAGGUUGCAAAGGAACCCGCUGCAGGUGGCGAGGAGGGCGACAAGAAGGCCAAGAAGAAGGCCAAGGUGGCCAAGAGUGAGACUUACAAGCUGUACAUUUACAAGGUGCUCAAGCAGGUCCACCCGGACACUGGCAUCAGCUCAAAGGCGAUGUCUAUCAUGAACAGCUUCAUCAACGACAUCUUCGAGAAAGUCGCUACCGAGGCGUCCAAGCUCAGCCGCUACAACAAGAAGCCGACUGUAACGUCACGCGAAAUCCAGACCGCCGUGCGACUGGUAUUGCCUGGCGAGCUGGCCAAGCACGCUGUCUCGGAGGGUACCAAGGCCGUCACUAAGUUUACCUCGUCGUAA